Molecule: messenger RNA, 2962 nt
Organism: Glycine soja
Lineage: Eukaryota; Viridiplantae; Streptophyta; Magnoliopsida; Fabales; Fabaceae
Product: U-box domain-containing protein 6-like
Exons: 6
Coding region: 313-2613 (766 amino acids)
Biological process (GO): protein ubiquitination
Cellular component (GO): nucleus; cytoplasm
Molecular function (GO): protein binding; ubiquitin-protein transferase activity
Source: RefSeq, a predicted model, not a curated record
CUUCCAUGCCCACUUAACAACAAAGUUUCUUAAAAUUCCACUGUCCAACAAUAACCAUAUCUUCUUCUUCUUCUUCUUCGUCUCCCUCUAACUUACUUCUCAUUGCUCUAUCAACACUCGCCCUCCGAUUCCAACACCAAUAACCCUAAUUCCGCUAUUCUCCAACCGUUUCUUUUUUCUUCUUUCGUUCUCUCUUUCUCUUUUUUUAUGAAGCCUCCUUGGCUGUGAUUUUUACUUACUAUUAUUAUUUUUCAGCUCGAUAAAAUACUUGAGAUUAUUUGGUACCUAAGUUAACACAGACAGUGACUGUGAAUGAUGGAUGUUGCUGAGGUUGAGGAAAAUCUGUUUGCCGCAAGUGAUGCCAAGUUACAUGGACAGAUGUGCAAGACUCUUUCUAUAAUCUAUUGCAAAGUACUGUCUGUAUUUCCUUCUUUAGAAGCUGCUAGGCCUAGGAGUAAAUCUGGUAUUCAGGCAUUAUGUUCAUUGCAUGUAGCCUUGGAGAAAGUCAAGAAUGUUCUUCAGCACUGCUCAGAGUGUAGUAAACUUUACUUGGCUAUAACUGGAGAUUCUGUCCUCCUAAAAUUUGAGAAGGCUAAAUGUGCUCUUGAAGAUAGUCUUAGACGGGUGGAAGAUAUUGUUCCACAAUCUAUUGGGUGUCAGGUUCAGGAGAUUGUGAAUGAAUUUGCAACAAUAGAAUUUGCACUUGAUCCAUCAGAGAAGCAAGUUGGUGAUGAUUUAAUUGCAUUGCUCCAACAGGGAAGAAAGUUGAAUGACUCUAAUGACAGCAAUGAGCUUGAAUCUUUUCACCAGGCUGCUACUAGACUUGGAAUUGCAUCUUCAAGAGCAGCUCUUGCCGAAAGAAGAGCUCUCAAGAAACUCAUAGUGAGGGCUCGAUCUGAGGAAGACAAGCGGAAGGAAUCAAUUAUUGCAUAUCUUUUACAUCUUAUGAGGAAAUACUCCAAGUUAUUUAGAAACGAGUUCUCAGAUGACAAUGAUUCUCAGGGUUCUGCACCUUGUUCUCCCAGUGUUCAGGGAUCCAUUGAGGAUAGUGUUCCUGGUAGUCAUUGUCAAGCCUUUGACAGACAGCUUUCAAAACUCAGUUGCUUUAAUUUCAAACCAAAUAAUAGUAGGAAAUCAGGGCAGAUGCCUCUUCCGCCUGAAGAGUUAAGGUGUCCAAUAUCUCUGCAACUUAUGUAUGAUCCUGUUACCAUUGCUUCUGGGCAAACUUAUGAAAGGGUUUGGAUAGAGAAAUGGUUUAGUGAUGGGCACAACAACUGCCCAAAGACCCAGCAGAAGCUUUCACAUCUUUGUUUGACUCCUAAUUAUUGUGUUAAGGGCCUUGUUGCUAGUUGGUGUGAACAAAAUGGAGUUCCUAUUCCUGAAGGCCCUCCUGAAUCUCUUGAUCUUAACUACUGGGGAAUGGUAUUAUCAGAGUCUGAAUCUACAAAUUCAAAAUCUAUAGAUAGUGUUAGCUAUUGCAAGUUGAAGGGUGUCCUUGUGGUUCCUUUGGAAGAGAGCGGUAUCUCAGAGGAAUAUGUGGAAAAUGGAACUGAAAGUGUUUCUGCACAAGAGGAAGACUCUGAGCAGUAUUUUAGCUUUCUGAAAGUCUUGACUGAGGGGAACAAUUGGAGGAAGCAAUGUGAAGUGGUAGAACAGUUAAGGCUGUUGCUGAGGGAUGAUGAGGAAGCCAGGAUUUUUAUGGGGGCUAAUGGGUUUGUUGAAGCACUUUUGCAGUUUUUGCAAUCAGCUUUGCGUGAAGGUAGUUUGAUGGCUCUGGAAAGUGGAGCAAUGGCUCUCUUCAACCUGGCUGUGAAUAAUAACAGAAAUAAGGAAAUUAUGUUAUCAGCUGGAGUAUUAUCAUUGUUGGAGGAAAUGAUUUCUAAAACUAGUUCUUAUGGUUGUACAACUGCUCUUUAUUUGAAUCUCUCUUGCCUUGAAGAAGCCAAGCCUAUGAUUGGCGUGACUCAGGCUGUCCAGUUCCUAAUCCAGCUUCUUCAAUCUGACUCUGAUGUUCAAUGCAAGCAAGAUUCUCUCCAUGCUCUCUAUAAUCUUUCUACUGUGCCCUCCAAUAUUCCAUGCCUCCUUUCAUUUGGCAUCAUUAGUGGCUUACAAUCCCUUCUUGUAGGCGAGGGGGAUAGCAUUUGGACAGAAAAAUGUGUAGCUGUUUUGAUAAAUUUAGCAACUUCUCAAGUUGGAAGGGAGGAAAUCGUAUCAACUCCUGGACUCAUCGGUGCAUUGGCUUCAAUAUUGGACACCGGGGAGCUCAUAGAACAGGAGCAAGCUGUCUCUUGUCUCCUAAUUUUGUGCAAUAGAAGUGAGGAAUGUAGUGAGAUGGUCCUGCAGGAAGGGGUUAUACCAGCAUUGGUUUCAAUAUCAGUGAAUGGAACUCCAAGAGGUCAAGAAAAAGCUCAGAAACUCUUAAUGUUGUUCCGAGAGCAGCGACGGGACCCUUCACCAGUUAAGACACAUAAGUGCCCACCUGAAACUGCUAGUGAUUUGUCUAUGCCACCUGCUGAAAUGAAACCGAUAUGCAAGUCGAUUUUGAGAAGAAAGUCCGGGAGAGCUUUUAGCUUUUUCUGGAAAAACAAGAGCUAUUCUGUAUACCAGUGUUAAGUUCCAUUGGUUGUUGUAAAUCUGUGUUAGCAUCUUUUAUUUUUGUGGCCCUGCUUUUAUCCUCCUCCUCUACUUCUUGUUCCCAUGGGGUGCUCUGCUUAUUUUUGGUUCAAAGCGAAGAAGAGAUGUACAGGCCUGUGUAAUUUAUGGAUUUUGUUUUCUUCUUUCGCUUUCCUCUUUGUAAUAUCAAAUUUCCAAGUGUUUUUUCCUUUCUUUUUUUUUUUUUUUGUUGGGGGGUGUUUAUAUUUCACUAGGGCUUCAAUUCUUAGGCUUACAAUUUUGAAGUUAACUGUGAAUAAUAAUGUCUUAAGGUGUUUCUUGGUAAACAAACUAUAAAGGUUACACGAUA